UAUUUUGAUGUUGACACCAAAUUGUGGAAGCCUUUGGCAUCGGUUGCUCAGCUAGAUGAAACGACUGAUGUGUGUUGUUCUGCAGAAUUGAUUGGAAGUUACUUGUUUGUAGUCACAGGGGUGCAAGUUAGGUCAAAUAGUGACUGUGACUAUGUUGUAUACCGUUAUCACAUAUUAAAUAACGAGUGGGAGAAACUUCCAGAGUUGAAAAUAAGGGAAUCAUAUCAACAUUUGGACAUCGGGAGUAAGAUUUGCGUAUGCUCAGUCAGUGGGUAUUUGUAUGUCAUUACUCAAUCAAAUCCUCCCCAAAGGUAUUCUUUGAGCACUGGCGUUUGGCAAGCUGGGAAAGAGUUGAAUUUUGUCAAAAAUGUACAACGUGACAAAGAAAGGUUCGAUUCUGUGGCGGCAACAGUAAUGAAUUGUAAAAUAUAUGUAAUUCAUGGCUAUCAAGCAGUUGAUUAUCUUAUGCAUUCAUUUUUCCCAGUGGGUCAACAAACCAGCGGUAGUGCAUUGUUUUGACCCAGAGAAAAAUGAAUGGGAACGUAAAGCUUCGACCUGCCAUCCUCAUUUUGGGUCUAGUAUUUUUGUAGUCAAUAACAGACUAUGUGUGGCAGGGGGUUCAAGCAUAAAUCGUUCAGGGGCCCAGGUGGUGGAAUUGUAUGACAAACGUAAUGACACCUGGUCUGUUGUGGAGCAGAAACAUAUCCCGAAAAACAACUUAGGUGCAUUUGAAAUUGAAAGGAGGGUGUAUUUCUUAAUUAACAAUUUUCCUAUUGACAGUGGUAUUAGAAUUCCUCCGGAGGAAAAUUAUCCUGUCCACUUAGGUGAUGAAUGGAAAGACUUAGCAAAAGUAAGUAGAGAAGCAGUCUUGUGUUAUUUGCCUGUCAAGAAAGAAAACUUAAGAUGA
Pocillopora meandrina is the source of this 907-nucleotide messenger RNA. The record is from the annotation of a GenBank genome assembly. NCBI's taxonomy places the organism in Eukaryota, Metazoa, Cnidaria, Anthozoa, Scleractinia, Pocilloporidae.